AUGCGCCUAAGCGCCCAGUCUGCUGCGUCGCUUCCGCCUGCCGUUUGCGUGCAGCGCAUCCCAACGCUCAGCACGAACGUGCAGAAGCAGCAGCUUUCUAAUCAGGAAAAGCAGCAAAGACAACCAAACAGAAAAUUACAAUUGAAGCCACAUCAGCAGCUAACUCAGAUUUUACGACAUUUGCUUCUUGUACCGGGACAGCAGCAGCAGCAGCAGCAGCCGCCGCCGCCGCCGCCGCCAGUGCUGCUUUGGAAGCCACGGGAACACCAGCAAGCGAACCGCAGAUGUAGCAGCAAUAGUGUCAGCUUUGAUCACUAUUAUUAUUGUAACUGCUCGGACGAAAACAUUACAGAGACUGCUACGAGAAAAAAACAGGGAUAUUUGAACAGCAUUCUAAAUUGUCGACGUGCGGCUCGAAAGUCGGCGAGCAGCAAAAGCCCGCCCCAGCGGACGUCCAAGGCGGCGCCUCUGGUCAAGCCAAGAAGCCCGCAGUCGUGUACCCGAUGCUCGACUGGAAUGGCUGGCAGCGUGGCGGGAUGGCCGAAGAGCUGGGUAGAUCCCGAUCAGGCUCAGGCAAACAACCUACAAGAGGAAGAACAGGACGAUGGAACGGGCAUCAUCAGUCAACUAUUGGUUGGCGGAAAGCCCUUUAGUAGGAUCCUGGCUGCCUUUCUGCGUUCGCCUCCUUCACGCUCACCACUAAGCACCCCCGCACACACGACUUCUUCAGUAGCAUCAACUGUAGCGCUAACAGCAAUAACGAAUAUCCCUCCUUCGACGGCAGCCGCGGCAGCAUCGAUCACCGCACGUCAGUUCCAUCACCAGCUACAACAACGCCACGUAUCAGCAGCCUCGCCUCUAGUGGAAUCACUGCUUCACCAACAACAGCAACAAUUACAGUAUCAUACAGCUCAGCACCAGGAGUUACUGCAGCAGUUAAACCCAUUAUACCUGUUAGAUGAUAGCAGUUUCCAACAACAAACCAGCUCAAUAUUUGUACAGCCUUUUUCGGCGGCAGGGGCCGCUGCGGCGGCACAAGCAGAAUCGAUCGCCUCUGUCGAACCAUCUCCACUUCCACCAAGCAAUUCAGCACGGCGCGUUGUAGAGUCCGCAGCAGAUGUCGUUCAGAAUACCGUGGAUACAGUAACAACACAAAUUGAGGGGCUACUACAGCCGACGGUGGUCACGGUGAUAGGUAAUAACAACACGAGCAACAAUAGUCUCCACAGGGAUCUCAGUUAUGACGGCACUUCCGCUAUUUUUUCAGCUACCAGCAGCACCGUCAGUAGCAGCAGUAUCACUACGAGCAGUAGUUCCAGUUACUUUGCCCCGAGUCUUCACCGCGCAAUUCUCAAGGUCGGCAGGACAGCUGCCGAAGCGGCGAGUGACGCAGCCGCCGAUCACCAUCAGCUCGCGUCGAUAUCGGGGGCCACAGUCCAAACAGGAGCCGCUCCCUUCUCUCUAAAUAGCGCCUCCGCAACAGGAACUACGCCGGUCGGACCGUUAUCCCCGCUCAACGCGACUCUUACCCACGACUACGUUGGAGGCCUGCUCGACGGCGGCAAGGGAUCCGACUUGCUUAACGCGACGUUUUCAGCGCGCCCUACAGCUCACGUCGCCUACAACGACAACGCCAAUAGCUGGUGGAGAAAUUUUAUUCCAAGGCCAAGCAUGUCGCCUGAAGAGGUCCGUGCUCAGUACUACGCCACGUACGACCCUAUGACGGGCGUCCGCAUAGCAGCCACACUAGGAGCCAUUAUGAGCCUCUUCGCACUCUUCCUUAUCUUCAAGGCUAGAUGUAAGUCCAUCCGAUCCAGACUCAACCUUUAGCAGGGUCAAACGGCAAGCAGCAGUUCCGCCUAAUCACUAAUUCAGCUAGAAGACAUCCACUGAAUCUAAACCGAGACGCACCAAGACACGAGAAGCAAGUCAAAACGAUAUUCACCAAAAUGGCCAACUAAAUUCUACAGUCGUAAAACACAAAGAAAUACGAAAAAAUAAUACCGAACAUAAUAAUAUUGACGAUAAGAAUCGCAGUGAUGAUGAUGACGAGAAAGAACUAUAAGCUAAAGCACAAUGUUUUGUUUGUGAUUUGUCUGAUGUGCUGGUGUGAAUGUGUACGGUACUUGAAAUGUCUAUAUUAACACUUUAUAGUGUGACAUUGCUAGUUAAUGAGUGGCUUAGCGAGCUAGAGAGAUCUAAGGAAAAUCGUGGCGAAAGCGAUCGGUCGAACGUGGUAAACGAACCAGCAGAAGGAGAAAGGCAGUGCAGGACUUCCCUUAUUCUCUGUGCAUCUAUACCACUGCAGGCCACAUCGACCCUGGACUUGUGGUCUUGGUAACCGGCAAAUUGCCUAAGGUUGCAGUAGUCGGAAAACAUUGUCACUUGGUCCGACUAUUAUCACGUAUAUACCCAUAUAGUUCGUGUAGCUUUCAAUCAGACAACAACAACAUUGUGACAAUGAUGAUGAUGGCGACGCUGAAGACUCGCACUCUAGGACGACUGUACCGUACACUUGCUGACACCCUGGACAUCGGCAGCAAAUUGUUUUUUGCUGUCCCUCAUCGGUGUUUGGCCGCGUCGUCGGCUAAAAUUACGCACCGGCCUCCAUCUUGACAGCACGCCCGCUACAGUAUCAGAAACGCUGCCCGGAAGAGCGCACUCUUUCAUAUUACAUAAUACAUGAGCAAAGGACAAUGAAGGAGAUGCAUGCGCUAAUACUUAUUUCCAUGGAGGUAUUCAUUAACAAAGCUUAGCGUGCUUGUUUGUCUUGGCGAAACAUACACCAAGCGCGCAUACAUAAUAUCCCUGUUAGCUAAUGAACAGGUGCGCUACCCUGAAAACAUCAGAUUAGGCACACGCGUACACGGUGAGGAUAGUGAUUUACAAUCACAACUUUGUAUAUACAUACAGGCAUAUUGGAUAUGGUACAUACGUAUGCAUAUUUCUAUUCGAUAUACUCAGACAAGCGAAACUUUAGAGCCUCUAGAGGGGCAUCGACUCUUAUGAUUUACUAUUAAGCGAUUCACCUCAUCUAUAACGAACUAACGCACUUAACGGGAUGCCGUUGCCAUAUCAACGUUGCAGAUGAGCAUUGUUGUUGUCGAGAAACGACAAGAACAUGCAGAAUAAAAUAACUACAAAAAAAAAGCCGCAGUAUUUUUGUUGAUAGUAGUAGAUAGCAACGACAAUAUUUUACCAAGAAAAACAACAAGCAUCAGGCGAAAAGUUUGGUAAGCGAAUGCGGAAAGGAGAGCCAAUCACUGAAUUGGUCCAUGCUGCAAAAUAGAAGGUAUUAUCGUACCUAUCGCUACUAACUGAACCACGCACUUCGACGUAAUGGAAUAACUAUGAAUAUGAGUGCAUAAUUGAUUAUAUUAAUUAAUACAUUAAUUGAUAUAAAUAGUGGUGAUGCCAGAUUCCAAAGGAGUGCCACUUUUUCCUCUCAGUUUUCGUCCACUAAAGACCUUGAUCACCUCAGGGAUUCGUACAAUACCGAUGUGCUGUGAGCCGGUGAUGCCUUGGUUUCGAUUGGGGAGCUUGCACACCCAGAUUAGGUGCUGAGAUGUCCUGAAAUCAAAAGCUUAUCAGUAGCUUUGUCGCUUUACAACCUCGUGUUAUUUUUUCAGCCUGCGUUUACACCGAUCUCGUUUGUAUAUGCAUCAGACGUAAGUAUUUCGAAUUUUACGUUCUACGGCACCGUUAUUAGGCGUUCUGUCAGAUGACUGGCUCCCAGCACGAAAUGAACCAUGUGUCUAUGCCCAGAAAUAAACCUAGACCAUUUAAAUUAGCUAUCACGGGGAUUAGCCUCUUAUCUACCUGUUCUCUCUUGAUCGAUGGUCAGAGUCGUGUUUGGACGUGCGGUAUAUCUCGUAGCUUGAUGCAUGUCGCAUACAUAGCCCGCUCCAAAGUUCGCCCAAACGAAGGUGAAGCUAAUUUUGCAGCAGCCUUUAGGCCUGAAUACUGAUGCCCUGGUAGUGGCGUUGGGAAAAAAAGGAGAGCAAAAACUGUUUUAAUGCAACCCACGUGGUAAUGAGUAAAGUAUCAGUCGAGCAAAGUGCUGUAUUUCGGCUUACAUAUUCACAGAAGCUCAAAUCGGCGAAGCCCCACCAUAUCCAAGCUAAAUCCAAAAUUAAAAGUUCUAAUAGCCUCGAUGGGCACUUCGAAUGGUGGCCUGGGAAACCUAUUAGGACGAUCCGUCAGGAGAAUCGGCGACUCAAUUUGUAUAGGCAAUAGACCUUCAUUUUUGCUGCUUCUUACUGACUGAAUAACUGAUUUCAACAUGCCAAAUAAACAUUCAGAACUAUUUUUACCCAACGCUGACAACGGCAAGAUAUCUUUGCAUUUGGCUAAUUUUUCAAAUUAGGGGAGUUGAAGUACGUGUCUAACUUGAUCGAUGGCACCACAACAGAGGUCCAAAGUGAUAUGGGGUAAAUAUAAACAAUCCAACCAACAAUCCACGACGAAAAUGGCUCUAGAUAUAAGGAGAGGUCCUACUUAAAGUGGGUGACCACUCGCGAUGUCGCAUUGCCUCAGCCAAACCACCCUCACGCGGAAUGGCCGCACUAAGCUACCACAAGAUCCUAUAACGACCAAUCAUUAUUUCGUCAUGCACAGAUCACCAGGUAGAAUCGAUAACGAAAACUAGAAGCGAACGCAACUGGCACAAAAGGCUCAUUCAUUACAAAUUCCACAUAUACGCGCAUUAUAGUAGCAACCAAUAGUAGGUACUUUUACUACCAGGCAAACCACAUUGGACAAAACGAGAUUUUGGUGCGUAAGGUUUCAGGUCUUUAAUUCUCAGAGGUUUCAUUCGAGUGGCAAAUGAUUGUGGACUCUAGGUGGUAACGAAUUUUCGAGAACUAAUGGACGGGGUAGUGAAUUCAAAAAGGCUAAAGGUAGUAGUGAUAUUCGUAUUUAAACAGUUUUACUAAUAUAGCCUUAAUAUCUAGGAAACACGUGUGACUUUAACGUUCAGCCUAAUCAACCAACAUGGCAUUGCCAAAAUCGGAUGUUAAACCUAAUUGGCAGUAUUUUCUAGAUUCGAGAGUUUUAUUUCAGUGCUUUCUUCUGGAAAAAUUAUCGGUCAGCUAAAGGGAUAACUCGGUAAAGAGGUCUUAGUUUUAUUGUAUCAGUGAAAUGACUGGGUGCUGUUUACAUAGUGUGUAUUUGUUUACGACGUGUGGUGUUUAGUUAACGUAAACCGCCGGCAAGAUCGUAAAACUUCUACAUGCUCAACUAUACACAAUAACCCCAACCCCUAGAUGAGUGAACUCAAACAAAUAGAUAGUAUUGGGGAUUCCUAAUUACCUCAAAACCUAUCAACCGAAACAGAAUAUCAGGCUGGCUGUAAGGCUUGUUGUCCUAAGGGGGAAAAUGCUCGCCAAGAUAGCUAGAAACACGCAGAAAUGCUGCCUAUUUUUGUUGAAACAGUAAAACUUUAAUGAAUGCUUCUGUUACAGCGAAACACCAUUUAAAAAUUUUUGUUUGCGUUAUAAUCGGUACUAGCGUGACACGAUACUGUGCGACGAUCCUAUGCUUAAGGCAGAACAAGGCCCUGCCUUUCCUAUAUUUCAAAAGCCAAACUGACCUUUUUUUGUAUUUGUGCCGCCCUGAGGUCAAUUACAGCAGCAGUCACACAGGCGCAAAAUGCCCUUUCCCGCCAUUACCGUUGUAUAUUAGAAAAGCUUUGCAAUCUUCGAGGUUGCCUCGCUGAUGAAUACACACAACGCAACGUAAGUUUGCACACAGAAAAAGCAUGAGGCAAAUUUGACCACAGCUUUGAGAAACCAAAACUUAGCAAGUAUAUGGUGAGCCUACGAAGCAACUUUAUGUACCCCAUUAUUGAUAUCCUUUUAUUGGUAAUAAUAAUCCUCAUCCCAGAAGGUCAAUGAGAAAAAAUCCACAGGAUUCUAUGACAACAUACAGCCAUAGAAGGUAGAUCAUUUGGAUCGUGAAUGGCAAAUUACAAUAGCAAACGUACCACUGAAAUCAAUGAUUGGAGAAUAUAGCUAGCUACGAUCUACCGUUGGCAAUUGGAUAGUAUUGCAUUUACGAUACACAAAUACAAUUUGGCUUAUUAUUGGUAUCGGGAUUUACUCGUUCGUAGCAGUUCCACGAGGAACCGCUAAUUAUGAUGGUACGAGUAAGUAUGGCACAAAACGAUAUGAACAGCGUAAUAAUGAUAAUUGGUAUUUGCCGAGCUAGUUAUAUAGUUUCUCUGUUGUUUGUACCACAUGCUGUUUGCAAACCAGAUGACACUGAUUGGCGUAAGAAAAACAAUUGAUGGAAACACGUUUUACACCGAUGAGAGGUAAUCGAAAAUGCCAAAAACUGGCAAAUAACAAAGGUAGAUAGCAUGAAAAUUCAAAAGAAUGAGAGAGAAAAAUACGUAACAGCACGCUGUCAGUGUAUCAGUAAUAGUACCGAUAAUUAUAAAUAAA
Molecule: messenger RNA, 6443 nt
Organism: Varroa destructor (honeybee mite)
Lineage: Eukaryota; Metazoa; Arthropoda; Arachnida; Mesostigmata; Varroidae
Source: RefSeq, a predicted model, not a curated record